Molecule: messenger RNA, 903 nt
Organism: Podarcis muralis (Common wall lizard)
Lineage: Eukaryota; Metazoa; Chordata; Lepidosauria; Squamata; Lacertidae
Source: RefSeq, a predicted model, not a curated record
AUGGAAACAUGUUUCAGUUGCCCAGCAAAUAAGUAUCCAAACCAAGACCAGGAUAAUUGCAUUCCUAAGAUACCAAACUUUCUUGGCUUUGAUGAAACUUUGGCCAUCAUUUCAACUUUCUCGGCACUACUGUUGUCUCUGAUCACAGCUCUAGUGUUGGGCAUCUUCAUUAAACACCGGGACACUGCCAUCGUCAAAGCCAACAACAGAAGCCUCACUUACAUUCUCCUUGUGUCCCUCCUCUUGUGUUUCCUCUGCUCCUUGAUGUUCAUUGGAACACCUAAGCAGGCAACCUGCCCACUCCGACAAACAGGUUUUGGCAUCGUCUUCUCUGUGGCCCUCUCCAGUAUCUUGGCCAAAACCAUUUCAGUGGUUUUGGCAUUCAUGGCUACCAAGCCAGGAUCCACAAUCAGGAAGUGGAUAGGCAAAAAACUGGCUUAUUCCAUCAUCCUCUCCGGCUCCAUUCUUCAAGUAGGGCUUUGUGGUCUUUGGCUGGCAACUUUUCCCCCUUUUCCAGAUUUGGACAUGCAGUCAAUGAGUGAAGAAAUUAUAUUGUUAUGUAAUGAAGGGUCAGUCUUCAUGUUCUUCUGUGUUUUGGGCUACAUGGGCUUCCUGGCCACUGUCAGCUUCACUGUGGCUUUCCUAGCCAGGAAGUUGCCAGACAGUUUCAACGAAGCCAAGUUCAUUACCUUCAGCAUGCUGGUCUUUUGCAGUGUUUGGAUCUCCUUCAUUCCAACCUACCUGAGCACCAGAGGAAAAUACAUGGUGGCUGUGGAGAUUUUCUCCAUCUUAGCUUCUAGUGCUGGAUUACUGGCUUGCAUCUUUUUCCCCAAAUGCUACAUUAUUGUAGUGAGGCCUGAGUUGAACACCAGAGAGCAUUUAAUACAAAAAAGAUAUAAAUAA